AAACCCUCGCCUCCUUCCUCAGACUCUUAUCUCCUCCUUCAGAUCCUCUCCCCCUCCUCCCACUAACCCAUCUAUUUCUCUCUCAGACCUGUCUUCCUUCUUCAGAUCCUCCUCCUUCAGACCCUAUUAUCCCUCAUCCAACCUCAGAGAACUUUCAGCACCCUCUCUCCCAGCAGCACCCUCUCUCCCAGCAGCACCCUCUCUCCCAGCAGCACCCUCUCUCCCAGCCCUUCGAAGCCCCCACAGGACCCAUCACAUCUUCUCCCCUCUCCAGUCCUGCUAGGUUGGAACCACUGCACCACCUGCCGCGGGAUGCCAGGAGUGGGACAGGCUUGGGUGUCCUUCCGACCUUACCUCUGAGGGUCCCCACCCUAAGCCUCACCCCUCCAAACUUCAGCUUUCCUUUCUGUGCAGUGGGGUAGUGCUCCACACCCCUCUCCUGUGUCUGAAGGUCCCCAGGGGUGGGGUUGGGUGGGCAGGGAACACAAAACUCAGCCUAUCCAACCCAAUUCCUCCUCUCCCUUUGCUGUGGCCCUCGCAACACCAGCAGGCAGGGGUUGCCAUUGGUCCCAUUUUCCAGAAGAACAAACUGAGUCUCAGGAUGGAAUGGCUUGUCUAAGGUCCCACCGGGAGCAAGGGGUAGAGGCAGAAUUUGAACACAGGUCUGUGCUCGGGAUGUUUCACCAUGAAGCGGGGUAGGCAGAAAAGAUCAGGGAGGGAAGGGAUGAGGCCUCUCCCCACAGCCACUUCUCACAUCCUGGGUUAACGAUCCACUCGGGUGGGGCCUAAGUCCGACCAAAGUCCCUUCCCUGGGCCCCAACACCCACUUUCAAGGUCCCAGGGGACAGAGACAGCAACAGAGAUGGGGAGACAGAGACAGAGGGCAGGGCGGGAGACAACCAGAGGGAGGUCAGGCAAGUUGCGAAGACAGAAGGAGACCGGGGGAGAGACCCAGAGAGACGCCGCAUGCCCCCUGGGCAGGUCUGGGGUGCAGCUACCAUGCCCCGCCCUCUGUGUGCCCAAAGCCUCCCUCUCCGCCUCCUGUGACUCAGUGACCCGGACUCAACCCCAGCGGCUGCCCCGCCCCCAGGGAAAUCCGGGAAAGCCCCGGACCUUCGGGGCCCCACCCCGGGGCGGGGAGAGGCAGAGAAGGGGAGGAGACCGGGAAGAGUCCCGCCUCCCCCCUCCUUCCCUCCCAUCCCCUGCCUGAGUCAUGCCCCCAACCCGCCCGGCUUGUUCCCCACCCAUCAACCCCUCUUCGCGGUGGGAGGGGAAGUAGGGGGGAAGCCAAACUGCUCCCCUCUCCUGCAGCACCGGCCUCGGUCGCGCUGACUCUGGCCUGGCGUCUGUGUCUCUUGCUAUCUCUCUUUCUCUCAAGAUCUCUGCGCCUGUCUCCAUGUCUCUUUCUCUCUGUGCACCUAGGAUUUUCCGAGCACCCACCCCGGUGCCCUGGGGGCCCUGGCUGGGUGCAGGGCCCCCAACGCGGGCAGAGACACAAUCAGUGGAGCGCUCCCCACCCUCACCCCACCCCCAGCCCCUUUAGACCCACAGCCGAAGAGGCACGUGGAGUGGCAGAAAUGGAAGAGAGGAGGGAGAGGAAUCGUUCCUGGCCGCCUGCCGAGUGCCAGUCCUUGCCCCGGUUCAGCCGGCUGCAGGGGAAGUCCCGGCGCCCGGCGAAACCACCCUCCCGUGCAGCCGAGCCCAGCAGCUCUCCGGCCGCCGUCCCCGGCGGCCCCAUGCCCCGAUGCCCCGCGGGGGCCAUGGACGAGGGGCCCGUGGACCUGCGCACCCGACCCAAGGCCGCCGGACUCCCGGGCGCCGCACUGCCGCUCCGCAAGCGCCCGCUGCGCGCGCCCUCUCCGGAGCCCGCCGCUCCCCGCGGCGCUGCGGGCCUUGUAGUCCCCCUGGACCCCCUGCGCGGCGGCUGCGACCUGCCGGCGGUCCCCGGGCCCCCCCACGGCCUGGCCAGGCCGGAGGCGCUGUACUACCCGGGAGCCUUACUGCCUUUGUACCCCACUCGGACCAUGGGCUCCCCGUUUCCUCUGGUGAACCUGCCUACACCCCUGUACCCCAUGAUGUGCCCCAUGGAACACCCCCUUUCUGCUGACAUCGCCAUGGCCACCCGAGCAGAUGAGGACGGAGACACGCCUCUCCAUAUUGCUGUGGUGCAGGGUAACCUGCCAGCUGUGCACCGGCUGGUCAACCUCUUCCAGCAAGGGGGCCGGGAGCUCGACAUCUACAACAACCUACGGCAGACACCGCUCCACCUGGCUGUGAUCACCACAUUACCGUCUGUGGUCCGGCUCCUGGUGACAGCUGGUGCCAGCCCCAUGGCGCUGGACCGCCAUGGCCAGACGGCCGCCCACCUGGCGUGCGAGCACCGCAGCCCAACCUGCCUGCGAGCCCUGCUGGACAGCGCAGCUCCUGGCACGUUGGACCUGGAGGCCCGCAAUUACGACGGGCUCACCGCCCUGCACGUGGCAGUGAACACCGAGUGCCAAGAAACCGUGCAGCUCUUACUGGAGCGCGGUGCCGACAUCGACGCAGUGGACAUUAAGAGCGGCCGCUCCCCGCUCAUCCACGCCGUGGAAAACAACAGCCUUAGCAUGGUGCAGCUGCUGCUGCAGCACGGCGCCAACGUGAACGCACAAAUGUAUUCCGGCAGCUCCGCGCUGCACUCAGCGUCCGGCCGCGGGCUCCUCCCGCUGGUGCGCACACUGGUCCGCAGCGGCGCUGACAGCAGCCUCAAGAACUGCCACAACGACACGCCGCUGAUGGUGGCGCGCAGCCGCAGGGUGAGCCGGGGCGGCUGUGGGUAUGCCCCUUGCACACGUGUGUCCGCGGCCUGGUGGCAGGAGAGUGUGCCAGAGCGCAGCGGUGUGAGGGUGUCUGUGCCGCCGCGUGGUGGGGAGUGGGUGAGUCUCUGAGAGCGAGGGUGUGAGUUCCAGAAAUGAGGAGAGACUGGCACCAAGAAAAGAAGUGCCUUGCCCAUCUUUUCCUACUGAGAGAUGGAGAGGCCACCAUCUGGAUCCCGUGAGCUAGGAGGGAUAGAAGGAGAGAGGGCUGUGAGGCAGGGGUGGCUCCAUGGUGACGCCC
Messenger RNA from Chlorocebus sabaeus (green monkey), 3096 nucleotides. Lineage: Eukaryota; Metazoa; Chordata; Mammalia; Primates; Cercopithecidae. The record is from RefSeq and is a predicted model, not a curated record.